GGGGAAAUAAAAAUCUCGCCUUUCUUCCGCGUAGCGUCGUCGGGGGACGAAGCCGAGGCUCGCGAAAGGAAUUUUUUUUUCUCUGGUCGAGCGGAGCGGAAGGUGUGGGGAGAGAGAUGGCGGGGAAGGGAGGGAAGGGUUUGCUCGCCGCGAAGACGACGGCCGCCAAGUCGGCGGAGAAGGACAAGGGGAAGAAGGCCCCCGUCUCCCGCUCGUCCCGCGCCGGUCUCCAGUUCCCUGUUGGCCGUAUCCAUCGCCAGUUGAAGCAAAGGACACAAGCAAAUGGACGUGUUGGUGCUACCGCAGCGGUCUACUCUGCUGCUAUUCUGGAGUACUUGACGGCUGAGGUUCUGGAACUCGCUGGCAACGCUAGCAAGGAUCUGAAGGUCAAGCGUAUCACUCCUCGCCACCUGCAGCUGGCCAUCCGUGGAGACGAGGAGCUCGACACUCUCAUCAAGGGCACCAUUGCUGGUGGAGGUGUCAUUCCUCACAUCCACAAGUCCCUGAUCAACAAGUCCUCCAAAGAGUGAAGAUUUAGGACAGGACAGGAACAUCUUUUAGUUUAAAACUGGACUUUCUCCACAUCCGUGUGCGAUGAGCCCUAGUUCACCGUGUAGGUUUUAGUUAAGCAUUUCAUAAUCAUCCAUCCGUGUAAUGCUUUCAUCGUGCUGCUUCAGUCAUUCGGAGAUUGUAUUUGUGGUUUGCUUGUUAAACUUUGAUCGGACACUAGACCUUAAUGCAAACUUGUUCCCUUGGUUUUAA
This is a messenger RNA of Oryza brachyantha (malo sina), 762 nucleotides long. Its product is annotated as probable histone H2A variant 3. Gene Ontology annotation, cellular component: nucleosome. The coding region runs from base 117 to 530 and encodes 137 amino acids. The transcript has 3 exons. Lineage: Eukaryota; Viridiplantae; Streptophyta; Magnoliopsida; Poales; Poaceae. Gene Ontology annotation, molecular function: protein heterodimerization activity; DNA binding; structural constituent of chromatin. The record is from RefSeq and is a predicted model, not a curated record.